This is a messenger RNA of Acanthosepion pharaonis, 978 nucleotides long. The record is from the annotation of a GenBank genome assembly. Lineage: Eukaryota; Metazoa; Mollusca; Cephalopoda; Sepiida; Sepiidae.
AUGACGGCCUCUGCUGGGAGUGGAACAUCGCCGCCUCUGUCUUUACCAACCACAAACUUUGGAAACACAUGGAAAACAUUUGUUGCUGGAGGAAUUGCUGGUUGUUGUGCUAAAACUACAGUUGCUCCAUUAGACAGAGUUAAAAUUUUACUUCAAGCACACAAUCGUCACUACCGUCACUUGGGUGUGUUUUCUUCUUUGCACCAUGUCAUCCAAAAAGAAGGAUUUGUUGGGCUUUACAAAGGCAAUGGUGUGCAGAUGUUGCGUAUAUUUCCAUAUUCUGCCAUCCAGUUUGCUGCUUAUGAGGAAUUCAAAAAGAUUUUCAAGUCCGUUACAAAUUGUCACUCUCAUGUUGUCAAGCUGACUGCUGGAUCCUUGGCAGGCAUGGUGGCAGUUGUUGUGACCUACCCACUUGAUGUAGUACGUGCUCGAUUAGCCUUCCAAGUGAAAGGAGAGCACCUCUAUUUUGGCAUUGUGGAUACUAUGAAGUCUAUGAUGCACCUUGAGGGAGGUACAAGUGCUCUUUAUAAGGGCAUGGUACCUUCAAUACUCGGCAUUUCUCCCUAUGCUGGUUUGUCAUUCACUUGUUUUGAGAUGUUGAAGAACUUCUGCUUGGAUUACUUUCCUGAUACUUUGGGCCGGCAGUGCCAUAAAAACACUGGGAGUGUCGUGCUGGUGCUGCCAGCCAAGCUGUUGUGUGGUGCCUUGGCUGGAGUCAUUGCACAGACUACCGCUUAUCCUCUGGAUGUGGUUAGACGUCGAAUGCAGUUAUCUCGAAUGUUACCAGAGUCUCACAAAUACGAUCAAGGCUGGCUUCGAACACUUUUGGUCAUCUACAGGGAGGAUGGUGUCAGUAAUGGCCUUUUCCGUGGCCUCACGGUCAACUAUAUCCGUGUCAUCCCAACAGUAGCAGUUUCAUUUGCUACAUAUGAAACGGCCAAACAAAUUCUUGGCUUAGACACUGGCGUGGAUCGAUGA